This is a messenger RNA of Lasiosphaeria miniovina, 912 nucleotides long. RefSeq lists its product as uncharacterized. The transcript has a single exon. The record is from RefSeq and is a predicted model, not a curated record. The coding region runs from base 357 to 659 and encodes 100 amino acids. Lineage: Eukaryota; Fungi; Ascomycota; Sordariomycetes; Sordariales; Lasiosphaeriaceae.
CCGCAGUCCCCACGACGCUGCAGACCGCCACCAAGGCCAGCUCCGCUGCUGCCCCCCUUGGCACCGGCACCGGCACCGGCACCAGCACUGGGUCCGGCUCGAGCGCGGCUGGAACCUACUCUCCUGGCACAGCCUGCACCAACGAGGGCGCUUGGAACUGCAUCGCCGGCAACGCCUUCCAGCGGUGCGCCAGCGGCAGCUGGUCGGCGGUCAUCUCUAUGGCCGCCGGCACCAAGUGCACGGCUGGCGUCAGUGACACGUUUGCCAUCAGCCGUCGCGGCCUUGGCCGGGCACCGCGCCGCAAAAUCAACCUCUACGAUUAAUCUCGUCUUGAGAUUAAGUCGACGACGACGACAAUGAAAAUAAAAAUGAACAUUCGCCCUUCUUUGACACUCACUCACUUGACUCUUUCCCAACGCGGGGAAGGGGACCCACAUUUUUCUGGGCUGGUCUCACUCUUUCGAUUCUUGACAUUCGUGAGCAUAUACCCUUUUUUACAAAACAUUUGGGCGACCACUGGCACAUUUCCACUCGUUUGGCAGGUGCACACACUCGUGGUGUGUAUUCUUGCAAAUCUUGUGUUCUUCUCUUCUUUUUUUCAGGCAUCAACUAGGGAUUUGGCGUUUUGGGCCGGGGCUUUUGCAUGUGUGGCAUUGUGAGAAAAUACAAAAAGGCCGCGACAAAGAGUGGGGGUCAGACAGAGAGACAACGACCCUUGUUUAAGUGACGGCGGGGAAUAGAGGACAAUAAGGCGACGCUUUUUUAUGUGUCAUGUCAAUCAGCAUAAACGCGGUAUGGGUGAAACGCGGACACGUUCAUGGGCGGGCUGCUAGUCUUGAAAGCAGAAGCUAGCUACUUGGCCAGCCACACGGAGGAUGCUAUAGAAAUAAAUACAUCCAUCAUUCACGAUGA